Amphimedon queenslandica is the source of this 1726-nucleotide messenger RNA. RefSeq lists its product as uncharacterized. NCBI's taxonomy places the organism in Eukaryota, Metazoa, Porifera, Demospongiae, Haplosclerida, Niphatidae. The record is from RefSeq and is a predicted model, not a curated record. The transcript has 11 exons. Bases 57 to 1229 code for a protein of 390 amino acids.
UUUUAAAACCACGCCCGGUAAACUUGGUCAGCUUCGACUCUUUUGUUUACAGCAUCAUGCCUAAUGGAAGAAGUCCACUGACUUUAGAUGAUUAUGGUCACUGUCUCGAUUGGACAUUAAAUGGGUCUAUCAACUCUCUGGCUUUUCAUUUCAUAGCCACCAUCUGCCCUAAUGAGACUGAAAAUGCAUCUUCAAAAAAUUUAGAGGCCUCUAUUGAAGCUCCUGCUACUUUCUUUGUACAGAUAUUUCGUCUUGGAUUAUCUGUAACGUUUAUAGUCAUUAUUCUGGCACUAUAUAACAGUAUUGAUGUUUUGGGUCGUACUAUAUUCAGUGUUGCUUCCUGUUCACUUCACUGGGUCAUUUUUUUCAUUCUAAUAUUAAUAAAGAGUUUAUCCUUAAUUGUCUUUGUUCCUGUCCUAACAAGUCUUGCAACCAAUAAUAAUAAUACUGAUGCUUAUAAUUAUGAAACUUUCAGGCAUAUUAUUCAUAAUCAAAAAACCUGGAAUAUGGUCGGAUUCAUUUUUAUCACUUUUAUACAGACACUAACUGUCUUUGCAUUAUUCUGUUCACUGGAACACGAGUUUAAAUUCAGGACACAUGAGCAGGCAUCAGUUGAGGCUCCGCUGAAUGCAAGAUGUCAAUUUCUAAAGAGAUGGAGAUUAUAUGUAUCAAUACCAAAGUCAGUAAUGAUAAUAUGUGGAAUAAUCUCACUCUUCCUGCUGAUGUCCAUAGAAAUUGUUUUCCAUUACUCUGAAAACAAUUAUUGUCAUGAUGGUGAAACCUUGGGUGGAACAGCAGUAGCUACAGUAGGAAAGGCACCAAAAUCUCUGAUAGGAGUCUGGCUAGCUUCUGUAUUGUUACUGAGGGUUGGUGUACUUGUUAUUGGCAUUGGGUUGCUGUUCAUACGUCAUGAGUCACUCAGAUUGACCAUUCCUGCUAAAUUCUAUUUAGUCUUUGGACUACUAUUAUCGAUUGGUGAAGAUAUACCAAACUCAAUAUUAACAUUAUCCCGCUAUCAUUAUGAAGAGGGACACACUUUAGAUACUUGCUUUGGUUAUAUAACUGCGUAUGAUGUGGUGCAAAUAACGGGAGGAAUCUCUCUGAUAUUCUUCCUUUUGUUUGUCAGAAGUCAGUAUCUUCGUGUUGAACAGGAGAGUAAGCUUUCAUUAGUCUGGGACAUGCAGAGGCUGCUUCAAGUAAACGGAAGAAGAGACGUCCGCAAUCAUUGAGAACAUUAUAUUAUAAAAUUAAUAUUAUUAAUGCAAAAAAUAUUAUUAAUGCAAAAUGAAUGUGAUGUUGUGUAACGUUGCUGUUAUUAUUAUUGUUGUUAUUAUUAUUAUUAUUAACUUGCAAAUGAUUGUUGAAAUGACACAUUUAUUCAUUUUUGUAAUCAUUUUAUCAUGCACUUUUCAACUUUACAAAAAAUAAAUUAAAAUUAAUUUUGAAAUGAGACAGGAAGUGAAAUAAAACCGGAAGCGAGGUCAAACCGGAAGUGACGUAACGCACUGAAACCGGAAGUGACAUGCUAAUUACAGUUAAUUUUAAAAUUAAAAAAUAAUUUUUGAACACAAGCAGAACAGUUGACAAAAAGGGCACUAAGCGGACAAAAAUGAAAUAAAAUAUACAAAUCAAGGUGUGUAUUGAAAUAGGUGAGUUUUUGUACAAAAAUAAAAGUAAACAAUAAUAAUAAUAAUAAUAAUAAUAAUACACUUGGCAAAAAAGAAGA